CCUUCGGAAGCCUGUGAUUCCAGUGUGGUGUAACAGCAGUCACUUCAUGUUUAGAGUCUAAAGGAGGAGAACGGAACGACAACAACUCUCAGUUAACUAAACAACGCGGAUUCCUCCCCAUUCACCAGGACCAGCUUACUCUCCUGAGGGAAGGUUUAACAAGGCCUAAGGCUUCACUCUGGCAACAACAAGCAUCAACAUCGGCUGACCUCUCCGGUCCCCUGCCAGCUGUGUGAGGUCCAGUUGGUUGGCUCCAGUGGAGACAGGUCCAGCGUCCCAAGCUGGACGGAGGAGAGACAAGUGGGGCCGAUGGCCCCUCCUUUGUGCUGCGACACAGAAAUUCUACCUUAGGAGGGCACACUACAGAUAGCAGGCCUACGGAUCCCAUGAGUCCCCGGGAAAAGGCGAACACUCCCACCUCAGGUUCUUCAACCAGUCACCUCAGUACCGCAGAGUGCCCUUUACAAACUGGGCGUGUCCCAGAGUACGACGAGGAGGUUAGAGAUGAAGAUGACGACAGAGGAAGGGUAGAGGAGAAUGAUGAAGAGGAGGAGGAAGAAGAGGAUGAGAAGAGCAGUGAUGAAGGCUUCAUGGGAAUGACACCGCUGCUGCAGGCUCACCAUGCCAUGGAGAAGAUGGAGGAAUUUGUUCACAAGGUGUGGGAGGGUCGGUGGCGUGUCAUACCUCACGACGUGCUUCCUGAUUGGCUGAAGGACAACGACUUCCUCCUCCACGGUCACAGACCACCCAUGCCUUCGUUUCGGGCCUGCUUCAGGAGCAUCUUCAGAAUCCACACGGAGACGGGAAACAUCUGGACUCAUCUGCUGGGCUGUUUGUUUUUCCUCUGUCUGGGCCUCAUGUACAUGUUCAGGCCCAACAUGUCUUUCGUGGCUCCAGUCCAGGAGAAGGUGGUGAUCGGGAUGUUUUUCCUGGGAGCCAUCCUUUGUCUCUCUUUCUCCUGGCUCUUCCACACAGUCUACUGCCACUCUGAAGGCGUCUCCAGGGUCUUCUCCAAGCUGGACUACAGCGGGAUCGCCUUCCUCAUCAUGGGGUCUUUCGUCCCCUGGUUGUAUUACUCCUUCUAUUGCUCUCCUCAGCCUUGCUUCAUCUACCUGUUGGUGGUGUGUACCCUGGGUUUGGCCGCCAUCACUGUUUCCCAGUGUGACUUCUUUGCCACGCCACAAUACAGAGGAGUCAGAGCAGGAGUGUUUGUGGGUUUAGGGCUGAGCGGCGUGGUCCCCACCCUGCACUUUGUAAUCAGCGAGGGCCUGAUCAAAGCCACCACCAUCGGUCAGAUGGGCUGGCUGCUGCUGAUGGCCACGCUCUACAUCACCGGAGCCUGUUUGUACGCCGCCCGCAUCCCAGAGAGGUUCUUUCCCGGAAAGUGUGACAUCUGGUUCCACUCCCACCAGUUGUUCCACAUCCUGGUCGUCGCCGGAGCCUUCGUUCAUUUCCACGGCGUCUCAAACCUCCAGGAGUUGCGCUACACAGUGGGAGCAGGCUGUGCAGAGCAGGGCACACUCUAACACAGGCACGCAUACACACGUGCAAAUACACACUGAUGUAACACAUUCACACACACACACACAUACAGACACACACCUGGCAGGGAGGCAGCAGUUCUACUAAAAUGCACGGAGUGUUUUUUACACACUAGCUUCUCAAACACGUGCGUCAGGCCUGAGGGGAAGUGCACCACACUCACCAAGUGGCUUUGCCCCUGUGCAUAAUAAACAGGACAGCCUCCCAGGUGGCGCUGUUGAACCUGGUUAAAGAGGGUGUUGCUCUUUUUCUGUCCACUGUCUGCCCGUCCGUCUCCCCUCUGACUUCCAGGUGUGGGAGUGUUUUAUAAAAACCCUGUUCCUGUGACUUUUUUGUGGAAGAAUCUCAAAUCCUCUUACAUUUUCUUCUUUCUUGAGUGACGACAUUUAACAGUUUGGUUUGAAAUGGAAGCAGAAUUGUACUUAAAAUAUGACGUUUGGGUUGGUUUUUUUUUGGCCAGAUAGUUUUCAUUUAAACAUGAAAAAAAGAAAAGCAGUUUUGUGACAAACAUUUCUUUGGAUUUCUUUCAAGGUUUCAUUGAGCUGCGGAAGGAGGGCCGGGUUAAUGGUCACUUUUAAAAGCAAAAAAAAAGAAAAGAAAAAAGAAAACAACCCUUUUGUGUAAAUAAGAUUUCUAAAAUUUUGGGUUAUAGAUUUGUAAGAAACAUGAAAAGCUCACAAAAAUAAAUGUCACAUUGGCAAAAAAUAAAUGAGGAUGAUAGAAAAUAAACAAAUUAAAGUCGAGGAGAGGAGAGGUCUGUCCAUGGCUGCAAAUAAGCAGUGACUUCCUGUCUUAAGUAACAUUUCUUGCCAGCGAAGGCAGGAAGUGACAUCGGCCUCCUGUCUAAAAAGAAAAAAAAAUCUCGACAGAACCAGUGCUCUGCUCACACUUUGCUUCAUUUCACUGUUGUGUUUGAACACUUUUUCCUCACGUCUCGUCAGAUCGGAGGCCUGACGAAUAAAACGCUCUCCUGUGCUUAAAACCAAAUAGAGUCAAAACGAUGACACUCACCCCGAUGUGUAGCCAUUUUCAUGAAAUGUUCUUUCUGUAAAUUGUGAUAUAAUGUAUAUCUGAAGACUAAAUAAUAACAAUUUCUAUAUGACACCCAUAUGAGUUUAUUCUUUUAUUGAGCUGAACUGAGACAACUUUAUGGAUUGAAAAAAAGAGAGUUUUUUUUAUAUACAAGUGUGCAGAGUCACGUUGGUCCUGUCGUACUGUAGAUCUACAGUAUUAGAACUGAUCGUUCUCUUUCGAUAAAAUACAACUCCUAAAAAUAAACAAUAAAUAUUCCUUCUGUAUGGAUUGUAUUUUUAUUUAGCUUUCUUGUAUUAUUUUGAGUAUUAUUAUUAUCAUUGAAGCAAGCUUUAAUUUCAUUUAUUCUUGUCCCUGAUUGUUUAAAAUUAAGCUUUUGAACAUAUGUGGAUUUGUCAUUUGAUUGACCUUUGAUCAGCGUCUUCAUCUCCUCUUUAAGAGAGAAAAAAUCCAUUCUCCUUUUGUUCUGUUUUAUUUGAUCACCUUUAUAUUAAUUUAUUUCUCUUGGUGAGUGCAUUUUGUCUGUGGAAGCACAUGUUCCGUUCUGAUGGGAUUGUCUUAUUACAAUAGAACUUUAUAUCUGCUGUAUUGUUCUAAUAAAUGGGGUUUUUUUUUUGA
Molecule: messenger RNA, 3192 nt
Organism: Cynoglossus semilaevis (tongue sole)
Lineage: Eukaryota; Metazoa; Chordata; Actinopteri; Pleuronectiformes; Cynoglossidae
Gene: adipor2
Product: adiponectin receptor 2
Exons: 8
Coding region: 387-1526 (379 amino acids)
Biological process (GO): adiponectin-activated signaling pathway
Cellular component (GO): plasma membrane
Molecular function (GO): signaling receptor activity
Source: RefSeq, a predicted model, not a curated record